AUGCAGUCUUUGCUGCACGCAGCCUCGGAGAUGUGCAAUAGGAUAGGUCUUAAAUUCAAACCGAGUAAAUGCUCCACCUUUUCUUUGGAGCGUGGCAAGGUAUUAGAGUCGCAUUUUACGAUUAACGGUGAGCCUAUUAAAUCGCUCACUGACGAGGAGACCUAUGACCACCUAGGGAUACCCACGGGUGCCCGAUUCAACCAGAACCCGAUUGACUCGCUUGAGAGAGCGAUUCAAGACCUGGCGGCCAUUCAUGCCUCACUCCUCGCACCAUGGCAGAAACUCGAGGCUACCUCGGUUUUUGUCGUGUCGCGACCAGACUUCAUCCUUCGGGGUGGUAGAGUCAACAAGACGUCACUGACUCGACUGGACAAGACAGUAAAAAUAUAUGCCAAAAUCUGGAUGUCUCUCUCUCAGAGAGCGAGUGGCUUCUCCCCGUAG
Messenger RNA from Belonocnema kinseyi, 441 nucleotides. RefSeq lists its product as uncharacterized. The coding region runs from base 1 to 441 and encodes 146 amino acids. The record is from RefSeq and is a predicted model, not a curated record. NCBI's taxonomy places the organism in Eukaryota, Metazoa, Arthropoda, Insecta, Hymenoptera, Cynipidae. The transcript has a single exon.